AUGCAAAAGCUCAUGGCACUUUGUGCUGAUAACAAACACCACCGUUAUGAAGAGGGACUGACUACCAAGUCCGAACUGUGCAAACAGAGACUGAAAGGUGAUGUCACAGGGAUACAGAUGAUUGAUGGCAGACUGACCAGGCAACAUUUCUACCCCAUUCUGAGGUCUCUCACUAGGGAAGAAAAGAAGUAUGUGAAUCGAUACUGGAAAGAAAUCCGAGUGGGCGACUUUGUCCGUCUUUGCUGCAAUGAAAUCAUACCUGCGGACAUUUUGCUGCUGUCAUCCAGUGACCCUGAUGGGUUGUGCCACAUCGAGACUGCUAACCUGGAUGGAGAGACCAACCUGAAGCGGCGGCAAGUGGUCCGUGGCUUCUCGGAGCUUGUUUCUGAAUUCAAUCCUCUGACGUUCACCAGUGUAAUCGAGUGUGAGAAGCCAAACAAUGACCUCAGUAGGUUUCGUGGCUAUAUCAUGCACAGCAAUGGGGAGAAGGCUGGGCUGCAUAAGGAAAACUUGCUGCUUCGUGGGUGCACCAUCAGAAACACAGAAGCUGUGGCUGGAAUUGUCAUCUACGCAGGACAUGAAACCAAAGCCCUGCUGAACAAUAGUGGGCCCCGCUACAAGCGCAGCCAGCUUGAAAGGCAGAUGAACUGCGAUGUCCUCUGGUGUGUCCUUCUCCUCGUUUGUAUAUCUCUAUUUUCAGCGGUUGGGCAUGGAUUGUGGGUUCGGCGCUAUCAAGAGAAAAAAGCAUUAUUUGAUGUUCCCGAGUCUGAUGGCAGCUCUUUAUCCCCAGCCACAGCUGCAGUUUACUCAUUUUUUACGAUGAUAAUAGUUUUGCAGGUUUUGAUUCCAAUUUCCUUAUAUGUUUCCAUUGAAAUUGUUAAAGUGUGCCAAGUAUACUUCAUUAACCAAGAUAUAGAGCUCUAUGAUGAAGAGACAGAUUCACAGCUGCAGUGCCGAGCUCUGAACAUAACAGAAGACUUAGGGCAGAUAAAAUACAUCUUCUCAGACAAAACAGGCACAUUAACUGAGAACAAGAUGGUCUUUCGAAGAUGCACUGUGUCCGGCAUAGAAUAUUCUCACGAUGCCAAUGCUCAGCGACUGGCCAGGUAUCAAGAGGUGGACUCAGAAGAGGAGGAAGUGGUGUCCAAGGUGGGCACAAUAUCCCACCGUGGCAGCACUGGGAGCCAUCAGAGCAUCUGGAUGACUCAUAAGACCCAAAGUAUCAAGUCCCACCGGCGCACAGGCAGUCGGGCUGAGGCCAAGAGAGCCAGCAUGCUGUCUAAGCACACUGCCUUCAGCAGCCCCAUGGAGAAAGACAUUACACCUGACCCCAAGCUGUUGGAGAAGGUGAGCGAGUGUGACCGAUUCCUCGCCAUUGCAAGGCACCAGGAACACCCUCUGGCCCAUCUCUCACCCGAGCUGUCUGAUGUUUUUGAUUUCUUCAUCGCACUCACCAUCUGCAAUACAGUAGUUGUCACCUCUCCAGACCAACCACGACAAAAGGUGAGGGUGAGGUUUGAGCUGAAGUCCCCAGUAAAGACCAUAGAAGAUUUCCUUCGGAGGUUCACGCCCAGCCGCCUGGCUUCUGGCUGCAGCAGUAUCGGGAACCUGAGCACCAGUAAAUCCAGCCACAAAUCUGGAUCAGCCUUUCUGCCCAGCCUGUCUCAGGACAGCAUGCUUCUUGGGCUGGAGGAGAAGCUAGGUCAAACAGCACCGUCCAUUGCCAGCAAUGGCUAUGCCAGCCAGGCAGGCCAGGAGGAAAGCUGGGCCUCAGAGUGUACUACAGACCAGAAGUGUCCAGAGGAGCAGAAGGAGCAGCAGGAGGGGGAGCUGCGAUAUGAGGCUGAGAGCCCAGAUGAGGCUGCACUGGUGUAUGCAGCCAGAGCCUAUAACUGUGCCCUGGUGGACCGGCUUCACGACCAGGUGUCUGUGGAGUUGCCAUACCUAGGCAGGCUCACCUUCGAGCUGCUGCACACACUUGGCUUCGACUCCAUCCGCAAGAGGAUGUCAGUGGUGAUCCGCCACCCGCUGACUGACGAGAUCAAUGUAUACACCAAGGGAGCCGAUUCAGUGGUCAUGGAUCUUCUGCUGCCCUGCUCCUCAGAUGACGCCAGAGGAAGGCAUCAGAAAAAGAUCCGGAGUAAAACACAGAAUUACCUCAAUCAUUAUGCAGUAGAAGGCCUGCGCACCCUGUGCAUUGCCAAGAGGGUUCUGAGCAAAGAGGAGUAUGCCUGCUGGUUGCAGAGCCACAUAGAAGCCGAGGCGUCUGUGGAGAGCCGUGAGGAGCUCCUCUUCCAGUCUGCCGUUCGCCUGGAGACGAACUUGCACCUGCUGGGUGCCACGGGGAUAGAAGACCGUCUUCAGGAAGGAGUACCUGAAACCAUUGCCAAAUUACGACAAGCUGGCCUGCAGAUUUGGGUUCUCACAGGUGACAAACAGGAAACAGCCAUUAACAUUGCAUAUGCCUGCAAACUGCUGGAUCAUGGUGAAGAGGUCAUCACACUGAAUGCUGACUCUCAGGAAGCAUGUGCAGCCCUGCUGGACCAGUGCCUCAGUUAUGUGCAAUCCAGAAACCCUAGAAGUACCCUUCAGAACUCUGAAAGCAACUUGAGUGUGGGGUUCUCUUUCAACCCAGUCUCCACAUCCGCUGACGCCAGCCCCAGCCCAAGCCUUGUGAUUGAUGGAAGAAGUCUGGCCUAUGCCCUCGAGAAAAGCCUGGAGGACAAAUUUCUUUUCCUUGCCAAGCAGUGUCGCUCAGUCCUCUGCUGCCGAUCGACCCCUUUGCAGAAGAGCAUGGUGGUGAAGCUUGUCAGAAGCAAGCUCAAGGCCAUGACCUUGGCCAUAGGUGAUGGGGCCAAUGAUGUCAGCAUGAUCCAGGUGGCAGAUGUAGGUGUUGGGAUCUCAGGCCAGGAGGGCAUGCAGGCUGUGAUGGCAAGUGACUUUGCAGUGCCAAGAUUCCGAUACCUGGAGAGACUUUUAAUCGUCCAUGGACACUGGUGCUACUCCAGACUGGCCAAUAUGGUGCUGUAUUUCUUCUACAAAAACACAAUGUUUGUGGGUCUCUUGUUUUGGUUCCAGUUUUACUGUGGCUUUUCUGCAUCGGCCAUGAUUGAUCAGUGGUAUCUGAUUUUCUUUAAUCUGCUCUUCUCAUCACUUCCCCAGCUGGUGACUGGGGUGCUGGAUAAAGAUGUUCCAGCUGACAUGUUACUGAGAAAGCCACAGCUUUACAAGAGUGGCCAAAACAUGGAGGAAUACAGACCACGAGCAUUCUGGUUAAACAUGGUGGAUGCUGCCUUCCAAAGCCUGGUAUGCUUUUUCAUUCCCUACCUGGCCUACUAUGACUCCAAUGUGGAUGUCUUUACCUGGGGGACCCCUGUCACAGCAAUAGCACUGUUCACCUUCCUGCUGCACCUGGGUAUUGAAACCAAAACAUGGACCUGGCUCAACUGGUUAGCCUGUGGUUUCAGUACCUUUUUGUUUUUCUCCGUGGCUCUGAUCUACAACACUUCCUGUGCCACAUGCUACCCUCCAUCUAACCCUUACUGGACCAUGCAGACAUUACUGGGUGACCCUCUGUUCUACUUGACUUGUCUCAUCGCACCUAUUGCUGCAUUGUUGCCCAGAUUGUUUUUCAAAGCCCUCCAGGGGAGUCUUUUCCCCACCCAACUCCAGCUAGGACGCCAGUUGGCCAAGAAACCCCUCAACAAAUUCAGUGAUCCCAAAGAGACUCUUGCUCAGGGACAACCACCUGGACACUCAGAAACCGAGCUUUCAGAAAGGAAGACCAUGGGACCUUUUGAGACUCUCCCUAGAGACUGUGCCUCUCAAGCUUCCCAGUUCACACAGCAGCUGACCUGUUCCCCAGAGGCCAGCGGGGAACCCAGUGCAGUGGAUACAAACAUGCCAUUAAGAGAGAACACCUUGCUGGAAGGACUUGGCUCUCAGGCCUCAGGGUCCUCCAUGCCCAGAGAGGCUAUUUCAGAAGUAUGUCCUGGGGAUUCUAAGAGACAAUCUACCAGUGCUAGUCAGACGGCCCGUUUGUCGUCACUCUUCCAUCUGCCCAGCUUUGGCUCACUAAACUUGAUCUCCUCGCUGUCACUGGCCAGUGGGCUGGGAAGUGUCUUGCAAAUGUCUGGAAAUAGUUUACAGAUGGAUAAGCAGGAUGGUGAGUUUCUAUCCAACCCACCACAGCCAGAGCAGGACCUGCACAGCUUACAAGGACAAGUCACAGGCUACUUAUAGUAUCACCUCCAAAGGGCCACAGGCAAUUGUGGUGACAAAGAAAUCCUUGAAAUGGCCUUUUUAUUAUUAUGUAACAAAUGUUAAUUUUAUUUAUGUUUAUUAUUUGCACAGAAGAGUUCUAGAAAGAUGUAUUUUUUAAAUGUUUCCAAGACAUAUAUAGGAAGCCAGAGGUACCAAAAAGAAAGUUUAUUUUUUAAAAGUUCUAAGUAGAGUAUACUUAAGAAAAAUAAGAACACAUAUCUUUAUCUAUCUAUAUAUAAAGUUUAAAGAAGAGUGACACUUGAAAA
Mus caroli (Ryukyu mouse) is the source of this 4529-nucleotide messenger RNA. The record is from RefSeq and is a predicted model, not a curated record. Lineage: Eukaryota; Metazoa; Chordata; Mammalia; Rodentia; Muridae.